AAUAAUUGAGGAGCUGUUCAACAGCAGCGGCUGACUCUUGCCUUCCUUUGCCGCCACCAUCACCCCCCAUCACAGCCGGAGAGACAGCCCGCGCCUGAAGUGCAGACGGUCAGCCACCAGCCCCAGCAGGCAGUCCAUCGCCUCCAGCCCCUCUGGUGACCCCGAUAUUCAUGCCCAGGAGAAGGCUGCUCUGCUGCGGAACUUUCCUAAAAGGGAGAUCCCUAUUCACUAGAUGAAUUCCAGAACCAUCCACUAAGUCUUCUGUAGCCCUCUUCCAUCAGCUGACCUUCACUGCAACUCCUAUUACUCAAGAUGAGUGGCUUCCUGGCCUCACUGGACCCCCGGCGGGUGCAGUGGGGGUCAGCCUGGUAUGCCAUGCACUCCAGGAUCCUACGCACCAAACCAGUGGAGUCCAUGCUGGAGGGAACGGGGGCCACUACAGCACAUGGCACCAAGCUCGCCCAGGUGCUCACCACCAUGGACCUUAUCUCUCUUGGCGUUGGCAGCUGCGUGGGCACUGGCAUGUAUGUGGUGUCUGGCCUGGUAGCCAAGGAAAUGGCGGGACCUGGUGUCAUUGUGUCCUUCAUCAUUGCUGCCGUUGCAUCUAUAUUAUCAGGUGUGUGCUACGCAGAGUUUGGAGUCCGAGUGCCCAAAACCACAGGAUCUGCCUACACCUACAGCUAUGUCACUGUUGGUGAAUUUGUGGCAUUUUUCAUUGGCUGGAACCUGAUCCUGGAGUACCUGAUUGGCACUGCAGCUGGCGCCAGUGCUCUGAGCAGCAUGUUUGACUCACUGGCAAACCACACCAUCAGUCGCUGGAUGGUGAACAGCGUGGGAACCCUCAAUGGACUGGGGAAAGGUGAAGAAUCAUACCCAGACCUUCUGGCUCUGGUGAUUGCUGUCAUUGUGACCAUCAUUGUCGCUCUGGGGGUGAAGAAUUCCGUGGGCUUCAACAACGUGCUCAAUGUGCUGAACCUGGCAGUGUGGGUGUUCAUCAUGAUCGCAGGCCUCUUCUUCAUCAAUGGAAAGUACUGGGCGGAAGGCCAGUUCUUGCCCCAUGGCUGGUCAGGGGUGCUGCAAGGAGCGGCCACAUGUUUCUAUGCUUUCAUUGGCUUUGACAUCAUUGCCACCACCGGAGAGGAAGCCAAGAAUCCCAACACGUCCAUCCCUUACGCUAUCACUGCCUCCCUGGUCAUCUGCUUGACAGCCUACGUGUCUGUGAGCAUGAUCUUAACUCUGAUGGUGCCAUAUUACGCCAUUGACACAGAAUCCCCACUCAUGGAGAUGUUUGUGGCUCACGGUUUCUAUGCUGCAAAAUUUGUAGUAGCUAUUGGGUCGGUUGCAGGACUGACAGUCAGCUUGCUGGGCUCCCUCUUCCCAAUGCCAAGGGUCAUUUAUGCCAUGGCUGGUGAUGGGCUCCUUUUCAGGUUCCUGGCUCACGUAAGCUCCUACACAGAGACUCCAGUGGUGGCCUGCAUUGUGUCAGGGUUCCUGGCAGCUCUGCUCUCGCUGCUGGUGAGCCUGAGAGACCUGAUAGAGAUGAUGUCCAUCGGCACACUCCUUGCCUACACCUUGGUCUCCGUCUGUGUCUUGCUCCUUCGAUACCAACCUGAGAGUGACAUUGAUGGUUUUGUCAAGUUCUUGUCUGAGGAGCACACCAAGAAGAAGGAGGGCAUUCUGGCCGAAUGUGAGAAGGAAACCUGUUCUCCUGUGAGUGAAGGGGAAGAGUUUUCCAGCCCGGCCACCAAUACAUGUGGGGCCAAAAACCUACCAUCUUUGGGAGACAAUGAGAUGCUCAUUGGGAAAUCAGACAAGUCCACCUACAAUGUCAACCACCCCAACUAUGGCACCGUGGACAUGACCACAGGCAUAGAAGCUGAUGAAUCUGAAAACAUUUAUCUCAUCAAGUUGAAGAAGCUGAUUGGGCCCCGUUACUACACCUUGAGAAUCCGACUGGGUCUUCCAGGCAAAAUGGACCGGCCCACAGCAGCAACCGGGCACACGGUGACCAUCUGCGUGCUCCUGCUCUUCAUCCUCAUGUUCAUCUUCUGCUCCUUCAUCAUCUUUGGUUCUGACUACAUCUCAGAGCAGAGCUGGUGGGCCAUCCUUCUGGUUGUUCUGAUGGUGCUGCUGAUCAGCGCCCUGGUGUUUGUGAUCCUGCAGCAGCCAGAGAACCCCAAGAAGCUGCCCUACAUGGCGCCUUGCCUCCCCUUUGUGCCUGCCUUUGCCAUGCUGGUGAACAUCUAUCUCAUGCUAAAGCUCUCCACCAUCACAUGGAUCCGGUUUGCAGUCUGGUGCUUUGUGGGUGUGCUCAUCUACUUUGGAUACGGCAUCUGGAACAGCACCCUGGAAAUCAGCGCCCGCGAGGAGGCCCUGCAUCAAAGCACGUACCAGCGCUACGACGUGGAUGAGCCCUUCUCGGUGGAGGACGGUUUCUCCUACGCCACUGAGGGCGAGAGCCAGGAGGACUGGGGCGGGCCGGCGGAAGACAAAGGCUUCUAUUACCAACAGAUGUCAGAUGCGAAGACAAACAGCCGGACGAGUAGCAAAGCAAAGAGCAAAAGCAAACACAAACAGAACUCGGAGGCCCUGAUUGCAAAUGAUGAGUUAGAUUACUCUCCAGAGUAAGAGUAAACACAAGAGGGUAGAGAUGAUGAUGGUGAUUGAUCUUCAGUAAUUUAACCUGUGGGCUAGAAGGCGAAAACUUUUUUGAUUCUCAUUUCACAAAUCCAGCCUGCUCUCGGAGUCAAUCCCCAGUCAUAGCCUGUCAUUUGCUAUUUUUGCUCUUCAGGAUAGAUCUGUCAAAGUGUUUAACCCAGGGUUCCUAACUGGUCCCCUUGUAAACAACACUAAACAAAAGGCUACACAAAAUUCCAUCUUAGGUACAACCAUGAUCUGUUGGCUGCAAAUAUUUCUCAGGCCUUUGCUUUGCUGGUUGAAUCGUUUUUGCUUCUU
Marmota flaviventris (yellow-bellied marmot) is the source of this 2955-nucleotide messenger RNA. RefSeq names its product solute carrier family 7 member 14 (gene Slc7a14). NCBI's taxonomy places the organism in Eukaryota, Metazoa, Chordata, Mammalia, Rodentia, Sciuridae. Gene Ontology annotation, molecular function: amino acid transmembrane transporter activity. Gene Ontology annotation, cellular component: plasma membrane. The record is from RefSeq and is a predicted model, not a curated record. Gene Ontology annotation, biological process: transmembrane transport; amino acid transport.